Podarcis raffonei (Aeolian wall lizard) is the source of this 2474-nucleotide messenger RNA. RefSeq names its product cAMP-dependent protein kinase inhibitor beta (gene PKIB). The record is from RefSeq and is a predicted model, not a curated record. The transcript has 3 exons. The coding region runs from base 469 to 699 and encodes 76 amino acids. Gene Ontology annotation, biological process: negative regulation of cAMP-dependent protein kinase activity. Gene Ontology annotation, molecular function: cAMP-dependent protein kinase inhibitor activity. NCBI's taxonomy places the organism in Eukaryota, Metazoa, Chordata, Lepidosauria, Squamata, Lacertidae. Gene Ontology annotation, cellular component: nucleus; cytoplasm.
AAGCAAAACGCAAGAGGGCAAGAAACCUCUGGAUCGCUUUGCCCCUUGCGUCAGGAGAGCCGGAUCCUUGGGGUUUUACGGCGGCCGAGCUGGGAGCGGAAGGCAGGGCUGCCGUCCCUUCCCUUCUGGGGACCGGUAGGAAGGAUUUCAUAGGAUCUUCCCCUGCCGAAGCCGCAGCGAGCGCCGCGCGAGUUCCCGCCUCCUGCCUUCGCUCAUUCAUUCCCGCCGCCGCCAGCAGCUGCUGCUCCAUUAUGAGCGGCUCCUUCCUGGUUCCUCGUUGCCAGACGCGCGACUUGGACGGCGAGCCUGAGGCGGCGGGAGCCGGGAAGAGGAGGCGGCAGCAGGAGAAGCCCGGCGAGAAGCCCUCCUUCCCCGCGCCCGGCGCCUCUCGGGGUUCCUGCGCCGCGUAAAGAAGGAAACCCAAACAACCCGCGACGGUCAAUGUUGCUAUGAGGAAAGAAGUCAGAGAUGACUGAUGUGGAGCCUGUGGUCACAGAUUUUGCAGCCUCUGGACGGGCCGGUCGCCGAAAUGCCUUACCAGACAUUCUGGGUUCUUCCGCUGGUGCUGGAACAUCGGACCUACCACACAAAUUAGCUGAGCUCUCAAUGUCUGAAGAUGAAGGAGCUGCUGGCGGGGAAACGUCCUCUUCCAACACAACGGAAAAUCAAGAAACGGAAGGGAAGAGCAUGGAUUCCUAAUAUUUGUGAAAUGCUUGGUUUGUGGAGAUCACCAACAGAUUCCACUCCCAGCUUAUGCAAGACUCUGAAAUACACAAUACUUCAAACAGCUGGCAGACAUGAAUAAGGAGCUGUUGAAGGUUUUCAGUGGUGUUACUUAAUCCAUGAAAUAACAAGUUAUUUGUGUGCUAUAGUCCACAGCCAAUAUCUGCAGAAUGCAUGUCAAGGUUUUAGAUUUGUUUUCAGUCCUGUAACAAAAUCAGUGCCAGCAUAUCCUCUCGGAUACAGUGUAAAUAAUCAAAUGCAACAACCACCCAAAUACUUGCUGCUGUUAGGUUGAUCUCUAGGGGGCUUUUCAGAGGAUAAAUCCAAAACAUUUCCCUUUGUGUUUAACGUGAAACAUUCCUAGCCCUGAUUGAGAGCCGGAGGCGCACUGUACUAAUGUAAAAGAUGUAGGGUUCACUGUGCUGCAGCAACGGAGCUUGACCAAGGCUUUAAAAAAGAAAGCAGAAAAUGAAUCCUGGGAGAUGGGAGCUUCAGAGUGGAGCAGGAGAGUUCAAACUCCAGAAAUAACAAUCCAUUUCUAAAAGCUGUAAAAUGGUAGGGCACUGAUGCAGGAAAGGCAGACUUGCCAGUGUGCUUUUUGUUUUAAGAGGUCCCUAAGAACUCUCCUUGCAGCAUUUCUGUAGCCCAGCCAAAAGGAGCACUAUCUAAAAAUGUAAACAAAUGAAUAACAUGGGAGCGGCCUUAUACCAGACCAGAUUAUUUGCCCAUCUAACUCAGUUAUUGUCUACAUAGACUGGUAGCAGUGUUUAUCAGUGUUUCGGGCAGAGAUAGGGAGACAAUAAAUUGUACAACCCCACAUUCACACAAUGUUUCAGGAAUGGGGAAUGUUGGGCAGGCACCAUGGGGACAAUCUAGUAGGUGCCCAUGGCUCUCAUGCAAGCACAAUUCACACAACAACAGCCAUUGGCUGAUGGGAGCUGUGUUCCACACAGCCGUCACCAUGGCAAUGGGCUGCUCUGAGUACCACAUUUUCCUGGCCAGAGAAUACAGAGUGUUCAGAACAUGGAAGUAUCUCUGAAUCGUACGAAAGGUCUCUGGAUCCCUUGUAACAAUGGCACAAGUGUUGUGCUACUAUCUGGAAAGCCCCUCCUUUCUUCAUUUCUAAGGUAACCUUUUUUCUCUUCCCCCAGCCCUAUCAUUUUUUUAAUUUCUCCAGAAUCCGAGGCUAUAUUAAGCCGUUUAUUUUUGACAUAGUAGGCUGUCUAAUCUUUGGAGGAAAUGGAAUGCCACCUGUCAAUAACCCCAGGAUACCCUUUUGAAGUUUGGACUCUAGAGACGUCCUGGUAUACAGAGGAAAAUGAAAAACCCUCUUUCCUCACUCCUUCAAAAUGUCACAAGGCACUGAGAUCACUUAGGAUUUUAAAAUCCUUUUGAGAGCAUUCUGCGCUGCCCUUUCUCAAAUCUGACUUAUUCAGUGAUCUCAACCUUCUGUGUAUCCAUAAGUUUCUAAAGUGAACUAGUGGCAUUUGUAAUUGAUUUAAACUUUUAUUUCAUUUCAGCAUGAAAAAUGAAAUUGGUUAUCUCUUCAUUUGGUCUUUGUUUGUCUUUUGUCACUCGUGUCCUCACAAGACCCAGGGACGCAAACUUUUCACUUGAGUUAGGAUGUGGGUUUAUUGGCUCAUAACUGAUCCUGUUAAAAUCAACAUUCAAAGCAUUUUCUUUCAAUAUAUAUUUUGCCUGUACCAAAGGAUUGAUUCACGUUUUAUAAUAAAGGUUGUAUUUAAAAUAAA